GGGACUGGGACAGUUGGGGACACUGGGACAGGACUGGGGACACUGGGACAGGGACAUUGACAGCGCCACCAUGAGCCGCCCCCCCCUGCUGCUGCUGCUGCUGCUGCUGCUGCCGCCAGGAAUCCUGGCCGCCUCGUGGGCCGCGUGGAUGCCGCCGGCCGUGGCGGGGCUGGCGGGCUCCUGCGCCUCCAUCCCGUGCCGCUUCUCGUACCCCGAGGAGCUGCGGCCGGGCUCGGUGCAGGGGCUCUGGUACUUCGGCAGCCCCUACCCCAAAAAUUACCCGCCCGUGGUGGCGCGGUCCCGGCCCGGGGGCGUCCACGAGAGCUUCGAGGGCCGCGCGAGGCUCGUGGGGGACCCGGGGGUCCGGGACUGCUCGCUGGAGCUCGGACCCCCCCUCAGCGCCGAGCUCGGCGGCCGCUACUACUUCCGGGGGGACCUGGGGGGCUACAACCAGUACAGCUUCAGCGAGCACACCACGCUCCAGGUACUCGAGGCCCCGGUGCUGGAGGUGCCCCCCGAGGUGGUGGCGGGCGCCGUGGCCGAGCUGCGGUGCCGCGUUCCGGACUCGUGCCCGCGCCAGCGGCCGCGCCUGCGCUGGGAGGGGGCCCGGGAGCUUCCGGAAGUUUCCGAGCGCGAGUGGCGCGAGGACGCCGCCGGCGCCGCCUCCGUCGUGUCCCGGCUGCGCUUCCGCGCCCGGCGCGAGGACGGCGGCCGAAACCUGGGCUGCCAGGUGACCCUGCCCAACGCCAGCCUGGCCUUCAGCGCCGCCGUGGCGCUCGACGUGCAGUACGAGCCGCAGGUGCUGGAGGUCUCCGGCCCCCCCGAGGCCCUGGAGGGCUCCCCGGUGCACCUGGGCUGUUCCGCCGAGGGCCGCCCCCCCCCGCUGCUCACCUGGUUCCGGGGCCCGCAGGUGCUGCGGGAGGAGCCGGGGGCGGCGGCGCUGCCCCUGCACCUGGCGCAGGUGAGCCCGGCCGACAGCGGCACCUACACCUGCGUGGCCGAGAACCGGCACGGCCGCCACAACCGGAGCCUGGAGCUGCACGUGGCCUACGCUCCCAGGACCCCGGUGCUCAAUGGAACGUUCUGGGUGCUGGCCGGUGAGCAGGUGCGCCUCACCUGCUCCGCCCUGUCCCACCCGGCCCCGAUCCUGACCGUGGCUCGCGGGCGCCGCGUUGUGGCCGCGGCCGUGUACGAGCGCCAGGUGAGCCUGGAGCUGGCGGCGGCCGCGCCCGAGGACGGCGGGGAGUACCUGUGCCGGGCCGAGAACCAGCACGGGCACAGCAGCGCCGCCUUCAACCUCACCGUGGAGUACCCGCCGGUGGUGCUGCCCGAGUCGCGCUGCGCCCCCGUGGGCGAGGGCCUGGCCCGGUGCGUCUGCGCCGCCGCCGCCGUGCCCGCGCCCGCCCUGGCCUUCGAGCUGCCGGCGCUGAACGGCUCCGUGGCCGAGGGGCACCGCGACUUCGCCCUCACCUGGAGCGCGCCCGGCGCCGCCCGCGCCGCCCUCACCCUGCGCGGCACCGACCUGGAGCCGCGGCUGGCGGUGCUGUGCCACGCCCGCAACGGGCACGGCAGCGCCAGGGUGCAGCUGCGCUUCCACCACCCAGCCGGCCUGGUCUGGGCCAAGGUGGGUCCCGUGGGCGCCGUCGUCGCCUUCGCCGUCGUCAUCGCCCUCGUUUGUUACCUGAGCCAGAGCCGCCGCAAGAAGGCGUCGGGAAGCCCCGAGGUGACCCCGGUGACCCCGGCGGGGGGGCGGGACCCGGAGCCACGCCCACUGCGGGUGCGCUGGCUCCGGCGUUGGGCGCUGGGGGUGGGGGAGGGGCCAGGGUCGGCCCCGCCCCCCGAGGCGGCCCCGCCCCCUCCCAAACCCGCCCGGGGAUCCCCCGAGGAGCCCCCGGAGUACGCGGAGAUCCGCGUCAAGUGACCACGCCCACCGGACACGCCCACCGCCACAUGGACACGCCCACUUCACAAGGACACGCCCAUUUGGAGACGCCUAUCCCACCUGGACAC
Molecule: messenger RNA, 2010 nt
Organism: Zonotrichia leucophrys gambelii
Lineage: Eukaryota; Metazoa; Chordata; Aves; Passeriformes; Passerellidae
Product: Schwann cell myelin protein-like
Exons: 10
Coding region: 71-1921 (616 amino acids)
Source: RefSeq, a predicted model, not a curated record